Drosophila suzukii is the source of this 858-nucleotide messenger RNA. RefSeq lists its product as uncharacterized. Lineage: Eukaryota; Metazoa; Arthropoda; Insecta; Diptera; Drosophilidae. The record is from RefSeq and is a predicted model, not a curated record.
UCCAGUAGUCAGUCGCCAUCGCAUUGUCCCGACAAACGGCUGUGUGUCCUGAAGGGCUGCCGGAUACCUACCUUGGUAAAUCCCAGAAAAAUCAAUACUAAUGAGCCAUUAAACGUGGCCUCAGCUGCAGUUGGCCGUAGUCUAAUGAGCUGAACGGCGGCGGAAAUUGAAUGUUGGCUCUAACCAAGCGGCUGCAGCAGGAAAUCACAUCAGCAUCGUUUUCAGCCAUCUUCCCGCCGAACGGAAACGGUAGAAGUAAAGGUAACGGUAAAGGUAGUACUGAAACGGAAGUCUUAGGCGUAAUGCCUUGCGCCUGAAUGGUUGCGUAGCAUGGGCUGCUCCGGUUCCAAAACCUCCGCCACAGAAGAAGACACCAAAUCACAAAAGCCCGCUUCAGCCAAGUCCAAUAAAACUAAAAUGGCCGGCCACAAGGAGUACCCUGCCUCGGAGGCAUUUACCAUUCCCUUGGAGAGCGAUGAUAAUCCGGAACUGCCGCUGAAUGAAACCUUGCGACAACCACCGAAGAGGAUUCAGCAAAUGAUGCAGGAGGCAGCCAGUUCGGAGCCACCCACUUUGGAGGAACUGGAGGACAAGCAACUGAAGGCCGAGCAAAGACGGCAGGAGCUAAUGCAGCAGAAACUGGAGAUCAUCCAGAAGAAUACCCAAAUGCUGAUGAGGAGUCAUGAGGAUAUCCCAGCCGAGUGCGAGGAGGAAACCCCCGAAAAGGACUAAAUAAAUACUUCUUUUUCAUUCACAUUUUUUAUUGUUAGCUUUAAAUUAUAUAUGUAUUACUAUAUAUCGUAGUAUAUUUCCAAACAAUUAGAUUGUAUGCAAUUAAAUCUGCUCUCUUCACCAAAA